GAGCUACCUAUCCACUCUCAUUUCGUUUAGAAACAUUGUUCGGAGUAUUCUCCUAGCAAUUAUUAGGUAAAACGAAUUAACAAAAAUCGAGGUAGGAGUUAAAUCGGGCAUCUCGCAGGACUUCGAGGUUGGCAUAAGUUUGGGGAUACAGAAGUUUAGGGACAACGCAAGUGCGAGCUCCACCGUUUCGCUUGUCCGGCGGUUAUUGCUUCAGAAAGCAGAGGUCCGGGUCGGGCUCCCCGCGUUGGGAUUCCUCCUCGUCUCCGGCUGCCCUGGCUGCAGCUCAGACUGGGGGGGACAAUGAGUGCGCUCCUGCCCCGGUGCGGCUCCAGUGGCACGGCUGGAGCUUGGCCAAUGAGCCCGGGCCACCCGACGGCUGCGGGCGGGGGUCGAGGCUGUGCCUGUGUGCGCUGCUGGCCGGGGCUCGCUGCAGUUCCCCGAUUCCCGCCAUGUCCCGUAUGGACGCGGCUCAGCGCCCGGAGGAUCGCGCACCGGCGGUGCUGGGAGGUGUUUGUGUGCGGUGGGUGGAGGUGCUGGACCCUGCGAGUCCUGCACCCUCGCAGGGAGAGGGGAAGCCUCGUGCCCUGCUGGGGGCUGCUGCCGGGCCGCGGGGUCCUGCAGCGGCGGCGAGGGUGCAUUAGUGCCUGGUAAAAGCGCUGGGUGCGGGGCCCUUCUCUCCCUGUUGCCGACCAGGUGAAGCGGUUACCUGGCAAAUGGGAAGAGCCUGAUGAGGCUGCAGCGUAGAGGAUCAGUGUUACACGAGGUCGAGCUUUUACUUCUCCCUAGAACUCAAUAUGGAGCCGUGGGAGAGGACUUGGCACUUUAAUCCCUUCAAAGAAACCGAUCUAAUUCAAGCCCUACAAGUCUUGAAAGUCUUUGAGCGGACGGUGAUUGUUUCCACAGGAAAGGCAGAUAAAGAUCUCUGUGUGCUGGCGUUUAAAGAGACUUCAGUGGCGGUGCGAAUACAAUUGAACCCAGCGACUGCGGGGAGGAUCGAGUUACCUGUGCAAACAGCUCCGGAGGACCAGAGCCAGCCGGCAUCUGCCCGAAAGGGCACCCCCACCCUCUCAGGACGAAGAUGAACGUCCUCGUUUGGUACUUGACCAAGCAGGCCAGCGUUUCGGUUGGCCUCGGAGCAGAUGGGGAAGCGGCGAGGAAAGGAGCGCGUUUCCAAGGCCCCCGGCGGAGCGCGGAGCUGAGCGAGCCCGCGGAGGAGCGCGGGGCCCCGCCUGCCCUUCGCGGGGCGGCUCAGCGCGAGGGGUCCCGCCAGCUCUGCGGCCCACUGAGCACAGCAGCCGGCGGUGGCGGCAAGCUGCGACCCAGAUGUGCCUGGUGCUGGUUAGAGGGUCAAUAGCCUCACACAUGGUCGAACGCAAAGAAGGUUGGAUCCUUCACACACACACGCAUAGACACAUAUAGACAGAGGCCGAAAGGUGCGAGGUGAGGGAGCAAGAGCGCUUGGGGCCGAGUUAGGCUUUGUGGCAGGAGGUGGGCGAGCGAGUGAGGCUGAGACCAGGCAGCAUCAUCGGUGUUCCCGAGGAGCCCCCGACCCGCGCUCGCCCCCGGCGCAGGCAGGCCGGCUCAGCAGGCCCGCCAGGAGAGACUCCGGUCUGCAUUUAAAGGAACUACGUCUUUCAUACCCGACUGCCGCUAGGGAAGAGGAAACUUUUCCCUUCGGUUUCCCGGCUGCCCAGUUUGUCGGUGUCUGUCUGCGGGAGCGCUUGCAGCCUGUGGCAGCCCGCCGCCCCUCCCCGGGCCCGGCUGGGCGCCUGGCCUGGCCCCGCGCCAGGCGGGGGCUCCCGGUAACGAGGGGGCAGUGCUGGCGGAGCGAAGCGAAACAAACCCCGCUACCAGAGGAGAAAAUGCGCAGUUAUUUGCGGAGUCAUAUCGAGGGCAUAUCCCUCAGCCUCGGGGGAAGGGCGGGCGGAGGGAGGGAGCGGGGAGGAACCACCGACAAUUACUCCAGGGAAGUUUUACGGCUGGGAUCGACCAGCCCCGAUCAGGUGAACUCGCUGUGUUCUGUUACUUUGGGUCAUUAAACACUAUCAGAGGGAUCCGGAGGCAGAUUUGUCGAGCGAUAACAGACACGUUGUCACUUUAGGGCUCUGCCACAAAUCCUUAAUUGCCAAAGAAAAAAAAAAAAAAAAGGAGGGGGGAAUCCAGUGUCUUGCACAUCCAAGGCGAGGGUCUCUAGGCGGUAAGGGGUCCUUUGAUCAAGAAAAUCCAAUUAUUUGUGUAUAUACAUUUCCCACAUAGUGAUUACUUCAUUAAUUGUCCCGCCUUUAUCUCCUCCCUUCCCAUCCCCCCUAAUAAUCAGUUCUUUUAUCCAGACCAACAAACACACCAUAGGAGCUUUGUGGAUUCAAAGGAUUUGCUUUCGCUUCUGAAAGAGCCGCUAUUCUUUGAUGAUUGGGUAGCGGCAAACUUCAAAGCCAUAAAUCUUCCCUCUGACUGGUUGGCGGCCCAGCAAAGUCCUUAUCAAAUUCUUGGAGGUGAUCCUGGCGCAGUCAGACAGUCCGCGGAGAUCGCGCAGCGCGGGGGGGUGGGACGCGCACGGAGGCGAAGAGAUCAGAAGGAACGGGAGAGAAGAGGGGGAGAGAGAAGGAAACUGGGCAGCUUCUCGUCUUCCCCUCGGCGUCCUCAUGCCUCAGCAGUGCCCUGGCGCCUUCCCUUCGCCCCGGGCGCAGUAGCCAUGGCCGCGGUGGCCGUCCUCCGGAACGACUCCCUCCAGGCUUUCCUCCAGGACCGCACCCCCAGCGCCUCCCCAGACUUGGCCAAACACUCGCCCCUGGCUCUUCUGGCCGCUACCUGUAGUCGGAUCGGACAGCCGGGCGCAGCGCCCUCGGAUUUCCUGCCGGUCUCCUACGACCCGACACUGGGAUCCCCCUCUAGGAUCUUCCAUCCGUGGAGCGGCGAGAUGCCGGCGCACUCCCCAGGGGGGCUGCCGCCGCCGCAUCCCAGCCUGGGACUGACCCCUCAGAAGAACCACCUGCAGCCCUCCUUCGGGGGGUCGCACGAACUGCCCCUCACCCCCCCGGCCGACCCCUCCUACCCUUACGAGUUCUCCCCCGUCAAGAUGCUGCCCUCCUCCAUGGCCGCCCUGCCGUCCAGCUGUCCGCCCGCCUACGUCCCCUACGCCGCCCAGGCCGCCCUACCGCCCGGGUACUCCAACCUGCUGCCGCCCGCCCAGCCCUGCCGGCAGCUGUCGCCCAACCCGCCGCCUGAGGACAUCCCCUGGUGGAGCAUCCAGCAGGCCAGUGCUCCGGGCGGCUGCGGCCACCGCUUCCCCGCGGCCGCGACGCUGCCGCGGAGCCUGGUGCUGGGGCACUCGGACUUCGCCCAGUACCAGACGCAGAUCGCCGCCCUGCUGCAGACCAAGUCUCCCCUGGCGGCCACGGCCAGGAGGUGCCGCCGCUGCCGCUGCCCCAACUGCCAGUCGGCCGCGGGCAGCGCCCCGGAGGCGGAGCCGGGCAAGAAGAAACAGCACAUCUGCCACAUCCCCGGCUGCGGAAAGGUGUACGGCAAGACCUCGCACCUGAAGGCGCACCUACGCUGGCACACGGGCGAGCGGCCCUUCGUCUGCAACUGGCUCUUCUGCGGGAAGAGCUUCACCCGCUCCGACGAGCUGCAGCGGCACCUGCGGACUCACACGGGCGAGAAGCGCUUCGUCUGCCCCGAGUGCGGGAAGCGCUUCAUGCGCAGCGACCACCUGGCCAAGCACGUCAAGACACACCAGAACAAGAAGCUGAAGGCGGCGGCGGACGGCGUCAAGCGGGAGGACAGCCGCGACGUGUGACCGCCGGCAUCGGCCCGGGACCGCCGGCGGCCGCCGCCCCUGCGGGCCGAGCCGAGCGGAGCCGCGGCGAGUCCCGGGCUG
Messenger RNA from Pseudopipra pipra, 3877 nucleotides. It is a transcript of the gene SP5, whose product is annotated as Sp5 transcription factor. Gene Ontology annotation, biological process: regulation of transcription by RNA polymerase II. Bases 2693 to 3796 code for a protein of 367 amino acids. Gene Ontology annotation, molecular function: DNA-binding transcription factor activity, RNA polymerase II-specific; RNA polymerase II cis-regulatory region sequence-specific DNA binding. The transcript has 2 exons. Lineage: Eukaryota; Metazoa; Chordata; Aves; Passeriformes; Pipridae. The record is from RefSeq and is a predicted model, not a curated record.